UGUAGGAUCUAACAGAAAAAUCAAGAAUCGAGUUGGCUAGAAACUUGACAGUGUUGUCCUGUUCUUUUGUGUCCUAAAACAUCAAGAAGCCAUGUUCUCAGGACUGAAGAGCAGGUCUCUUCUUUCUUCUAUAAAGUCAACCGGGUUGGCGAGAAGUGCCUUACGAUCGUCCGGUUGUAGGGCUUUUCAUUUUAAAAUCGAAGGUAGACGCUCACAAGAUGGUACAGCCAAGGGACAGUUGUCACGGGAAUAUCCUGUUGUGGACCACAACUAUGACGCUGUAGUUGUUGGUGCCGGUGGUGCUGGUUUACGUGCAGCCUUUGGUCUUGCACAUGAAGGAUUUAAAACUGCUUGUAUCACCAAGCUUUUCCCAACAAGGUCACAUACUGUUGCAGCACAGGGAGGAAUCAAUGCUGCCCUUGGAAACAUGGAACCUGAUGACUGGCGUUGGCAUAUGUAUGACACGGUGAAAGGGAGUGAUUGGCUUGGGGAUCAGGAUGCAAUCCAUUACAUGACAGAGGAAGCACCAAAGUCAGUGAUUGAGUCCUUGAGGUAUGAAACAGAGUACUUUGUGGAGUAUUUUGCACUGGAUCUCCUCAAAGGUCACUCCUUGAGGUAUGAAACAGAGUACUUUGUGGAGUAUUUUGCACUGGAUCUCCUCAUGGACAAAGGAAAGUGUGUUGGAGUUAUUGCCUUGUGCCUUGAGGAUGGGUCGCUGCACAGAUUUAAGGCAAAGAACACAGUGAUAGCAACUGGUGGGUAUGGACGUGCUUAUUUCUCGUGUACAUCAGCACACACCUGUACUGGAGAUGGAACGGCCAUGGUGGCAAGAGCAGGACUUCCUAACCAAGACAUGGAGUUUGUACAGUUUCAUCCAACAGGAAUUUAUGGCGCUGGUUGUCUGAUUACUGAGGGAAGCAGAGGAGAAGGCGGCUAUCUCAUCAACAGUGAGGGAGAGAGGUUCAUGGAGAGGUAUGCACCUACAGCAAAAGACUUGGCAUCAAGUGAUGUGGUGUCCAGAUCCAUGACUAUUGAGAUCAGAGAAGGAAGAGGGGUGGGGCCAGACAAGGACCACGUGUACCUUCAACUGUCCCAUCUUCCAUCCGAGACACUAAAGACACGGUUGCCUGGAAUCUCAGAGACCGCUAUGAUCUUUGCUGGAGUCGAUGUGACGAGGGACCCCAUCCCUGUAAUUCCCACAGUGCAUUACAACAUGGGGGGUAUCCCCACAAACUACAUGGGUCAGGUUCUGACGAAGAAGGAGGGUAAAGAUGAAGUCGUACCAGGCCUAUGGGCGGCAGGAGAGUCCGCGUGCGCCUCGGUCCACGGUGCAAACAGACUGGGUGCAAACUCCUUGUUGGAUCUGGUUGUGUUCGGGCGAGCAUGCGCAAAUUUUAUUUCUAAAUUUAACAAGCCACAUGAGACACUUCCAGAGCUCCCGUUGAACGCUGGAGAGGAGUCCGUUGCUAACUUGGACAAAAUUCGUUACGCCAACGGAAGUACACCUACUGCAGAUUUGAGAAUGAACAUGCAAAAGACUAUGCAGGAACACGCUGCUGUGUUUAGGACUGGUACAGUGUUAGCUGAAGGCUGCCGAAAGAUUGAUGAUAUUUACAGCCAGACAGAAGACCUCAAGUUGUUUGAUCGUGGAAUGGUGUGGAACACAGAUCUGGUUGAAACGCUCGAACUACAAAAUCUCCUCAUCAACUGCAAACAGACUCUUUAUGGAGCCGAGGCUCGUAAGGAAAGUCGUGGUGCACAUGCUCGAGAGGAUUUCAAGGAGCGUAUUGAUGAGUACGACUACUCUAAGCCGCUGGAAGGUCAAACAAACCGUCCUUUUGACAGUCACUGGAGAAAACACACCUUGGCCUGGACUGAACCGAAUACGGGAGAGACAACCUUGGAUUAUCGCGGUGUUAUCGAUGAAACUCUGGAUCAAAAAGAUUGUGCCUCUGUCCCCCCGGCAGUUCGUUCUUACUAAAGGGCAAAACACUGAUUGGGAUGAAAAUCUUUGCAGAGCUAAGGGGGGAGCACUAAUUUAACAGAACUAAUUUAAGUGUAUACUCAACUCGAUUGAGAAUUUAUACUUGUAAAAAGUUAAGGCAAGAGUACCAUAUAACCCCACACAUUAAUUAUGCAUUCAGACUAGUAGACUUUGUUUUUAAAGUUUUGUCGGGAAAGACAACGAAGUGUAAUACAUAAUAAAUGUAUGGGGUUCUGUGGUACUCUUUCCAAAGUUAAAACAAGGAAUAGGGUUUGAAUGCGAGUUACAACUUGAAUGGAGAUGUAUGAAUUUGUUUACGAUUUUGUCUAAAGUAGCACGAGCGCCUUGUUUGUCAUCACUUAACUUUCUCCCUGGCUUCUUCUAAUCUUUCUUGUGAUUACUAAUUAAUUGGUUUUUGUCUCCAGAAAUGCGCUCUACUUUUUUUUGUUCUCUUCAUUGGGUUAGAGAUUUUUUGUUGUUUCAAAAUUUUAAUGAGAAAUUUCCGAUUAUUUAGUUUUGAGGAAAGUUCUCCGUUCAAUGUGGAUCCAAAGUUGCUGGAAUUGCAGUAUUUCUUUUAUAAAUGUUCCUCGAAAGAUAAGGAAAUCAACAAUAGCAUUCAAAUAUUCGAGAGGCAUUUUAUACUGUUUAAGCUAUUCAAUUGUGUAAAAAUGCGAGACAAAUAAACAAAACAUGCUACGAAGACA
Molecule: messenger RNA, 2688 nt
Organism: Stylophora pistillata
Lineage: Eukaryota; Metazoa; Cnidaria; Anthozoa; Scleractinia; Pocilloporidae
Product: succinate dehydrogenase [ubiquinone] flavoprotein subunit, mitochondrial
Biological process (GO): tricarboxylic acid cycle; mitochondrial electron transport, succinate to ubiquinone
Cellular component (GO): respiratory chain complex II (succinate dehydrogenase)
Molecular function (GO): succinate dehydrogenase (quinone) activity; flavin adenine dinucleotide binding; electron transfer activity
Source: RefSeq, a predicted model, not a curated record